GAAAUGAUCAACAAUAUAUAUCUAAAUGAAGAUCAGCAUAACAGAGGAACCCGCAGCAACAGCACACACACCCACACACACACACACACACACAGUGCACAGUGGUUCAUUCAUUGAAGCGCCGUCGUUUGUCGUUUGCUCAAUUGAAUGUCGCGCGCCGUGAUUGCCCGUCCAGUUUGACCAUUGCGAAAGCCAUGCUUCUGCCCCAGCUCCAGUCGCAGUACGGAUCUAUCAGCUCUCGGUCUCGGACUCUCGGUUCUCUCGGCUCUUGUUUGCUUCCAGUUUCACAAAAAAAAAAAACGAAAAAAAAAUUGCGUUUAAUUAAAGUAUAAAGGCCACAGAGGCGGUCUCAAUUUGCUUUUCGCGCUAUGAGUCGCCACAGCCAGCAACUGAAGAUGGCACUGCCGAUGGUGCAUGGGGCCGGGGUCGGGGCCGGGUCCGGGGCUACGUUGGCUCGCGAUGCGUCGCCGAGUGUUAAGUUGGGAUUGGGGGUAAACCAGAGAACUGGACGGGUCCAAUGGUGUCCUGGGUUGACCUGCUGUAAAAUGCUUAUAUUACUUCCAGUGGUAAUGUUGCCUUUGACAUUGGUGCUAAUUCUUCUAAUGCGUUUGGAUGGGAUGCUGGCAGCACUGCAAAUAAGUGAGCAACGGAUGCGGGAGCACAGGGCCAUGCCAGGCUAUGCUGAGGACUACGAAUCUCUGCUGCCGGAGGGAGAAACCUACAAUGAACUAAUCCACGAUGAGUUUUUGCUUCCUCAAGCCAAGCGUAGUCAGUUGGAGGAGCAGGCGGCAAAUCGGGCCAGACGUUGUCUAAAUAUACGCUACGGCAAUGGGGAGACUUUGGACCUAGAGGAACGCAGUACCCUGAUGAAGGAUUCGCGUACAUCCUUUCUACCGUUGGGCGCACCGCGCGAAUGUCUGGGCAAUGGUUUGGAUUACGACAGGCAAGUCAAGUCACGAGAUGACGAAGACAUGGAAGAAGAUGAGGACAUUCGCCAAGAGUUGUACUCCAAACACAGAAAGGUGAUUCCCAAGCAUUAUCAAGAGUUGUCCAACUACUGGUCAAGUCGUGGCCGGGAGCGACGUGAGGCUGAAAGGCAGGAAGAGGACUCCGAGGAUUUGGCUGCUCAAAUUAGCGAAACGACAGCCGCAUUACAGUCAUUUUGGAAUGAGCAGGGCACUCCGGAGGACAUACGUCUGGCCCAGGCAAAGACAAUGCAACGUUAUAUGGACUUGAAAGUUGAUCCCUGUGUUGAUUUUUAUAAAUUUGCCUGCGGCAACUGGGAGAGACUUCAUCCCAUUCCCAAGGAUAAGGCUGGAUUCGAUACCUUUGAAAUGUUACGCGAAAGUCUCGAUGUUGUUCUCCGAAAUCUUCUCGAAAAGAAUACUCCAUUGCAGAAUGUGCCCGAGGGACACAAGAGUCCAGUGCGCAAUAAUCUCUUCCGUCUGAACGAACAGAACCCCGAGACGGAAGCAGAUCAGGCAGAGCGACUACGUCAACAUAUUGUCAGCAGAAGGCAUCUACUCAAUCGGGUUCUGGUACGUUACAAACGUUUAACCAAUGGCACAAAACGGAAGCGCAUCAUUGAGCCGACACGUGAGAAGUCCAAAGAGGAGGAGGCAGUUGUUUCCAAGCCGGAAACUGGCGGUGCUCAUCAGCAAAAUGAAUAUCUAAAACCCAUACAUGAUGCCCAAGUUAAGGCUAAGAAUCUAUACAAAUCCUGUGUCAAUAGCCACUUAUUGGCCAGUCGAGGUCUGGAACCUCUGCAUACAUUGAUCCGUCAAUUGGGUGGUUGGCCAGUGCUGGAUCGCGAAUGGAAUUCCGAAAAUUUCAAUUGGCAACAUCUGGCGGCCACACUGCGUCGCUAUAACAAUGAUAUACUGAUUGUCCAGUGGGUGGGAGCCGAUAUUAAAAACUCCGAGGAGAAUAUCAUACAAUUCGAUCAGACAGGACUCGGUUUGCCCACUCGGGAGUAUUUUCUACAGCAAAGUAAUGCCAAAUAUCUAUUGGCCUAUCAACGUUACAUGUCCGAGGUGAUGCAGAAAAUGGGAGCAUCGAAAACCGAUGCCCAGCAAGUUGCCACCGAAGUGAUUAGUUUUGAGAAGCGUUUGGCAGCCAUAACUGCACCAGCAGAGCAGCGACUGAAUGUGACAAAGCUCUACAAGCGCAUGACCCUUCAAGAGUUGCAGAUGACAGUUCCCCAAAUUGGAUGGGUCAAUUACUUGAAAACCCUGCAGAAUCGAGAGGUACACGACACCGAGCAAGUGGUCAUCUAUGCUGUGGACUAUAUGAAGAAAUUGGUUGGCCUACUAGCCGAAUCGGAACCCCGACACAUAGCCAACUAUAUGAUGUGGCGUUUUGUGCGGCAUCGCAUCAAUAAUGUUGACGAUCGCUUCGAUGACAUUAAGCAGAGUUUUUAUCACUCGCUCUUUGGUCGGGAGGAGAGUCCUCAACGCUGGAAGGUUUGCAUUGCCCAGGUGAACACAAAUAUGGGCAUGGCAGUUGGCUCCAUGUUUGUUAGACGCUAUUUCGAUGAUAAUAGCAAACGGGAUACCCUACGCAUGACCCAUGAGCUACAGCAGGCAUUCCGUGAUAUAUUAAAGACAACCGAUUGGCUGGAUCAAACCACCAAACAGUUGGCUGAGGCCAAAGUAAAUGCCAUGUCAUUGAAAAUUGGCUAUCCGGAUUUUAUUCUCAAUGCUGCCGAAUUGAAUGAGAAAUAUGCCGGCAUUGAUAUCCAUCCGGAUAAAUAUUUUGAGAAUACCUUGAAUGUCCUGUUGCAUACGGCCAGGACAGAGCAGGCGAAACUACAUGAGCGAGUGAAUAAGACAAAUUGGCAGACAGCUCCGGCUAUUGUGAAUGCGUACUAUAGCAGGAACAAGAAUCAGAUUAUGUUUCCAGCUGGAAUUCUGCAGCCACCGUUCUAUCAUAGACAUUUUCCCAAAUCCUUGAACUUUGGCGGUAUAGGUGUGGUCAUUGGACAUGAGCUAACCCAUGGGUUCGAUGAUAAGGGUCGUCUCUUCGACAGCAAUGGCAACAUUCAUAAAUGGUGGACAGAUGCCUCGAUACGCGGUUUCGAUGAACGUGCCCGCUGCAUUAUUGCUCAAUACAGCAACUACACAGUCGAGGAGGUGGGCAUUAUUCUCAAUGGCGAGAGUACGCAGGGCGAAAACAUUGCCGACAAUGGAGGAUUACGACAGGCAUUUCACGCUUACAAGCGUUGGCAAAACGAACACCCGGAAGAGGCACAGGAUGAGAUGCUGCCGGGCAUGAAUAUGACGGGGCCACAAUUGUUUUUCCUGAACUUUGGCCAAGUUUGGUGUGGAGCCAUGCGGCCGGAAGCUAUACGUAAUAAACUCAACACGGCCAUACAUAGUCCAGGACGUUUUCGUGUCAUUGGAACAUUGUCCAACUCGUAUGAUUUUGCCAGAGAGUUCCACUGUGCAGCCGGCACACCCAUGAAUCCGCAUCGAAAAUGCAGUGUUUGGUAGUCAACUGAGAAUGGCAAUGAAAAUGGAAUGGUCCGAUGUUUACUCCAUUCGAAACUGUAUUGAAAUGAACUUCCUUGAAUUGUGCCAAAAAAAAAAUUAAUUUCAAUUAAUUUAAUAUUAUUUUCCAUUUAUUGUAAAUAAGUCUAUGUAUUUUUGGUAGAUUUAAACUAUUUAUAUUUGUGAUAAUUUUCCCAAUUAAAUGUUAAUGUACAAUAUCAUCAAAGAA
Messenger RNA from Drosophila willistoni, 3717 nucleotides. It is a transcript of the gene Nep4, whose product is annotated as neprilysin-4. NCBI's taxonomy places the organism in Eukaryota, Metazoa, Arthropoda, Insecta, Diptera, Drosophilidae. The record is from RefSeq and is a predicted model, not a curated record. Gene Ontology annotation, molecular function: metalloendopeptidase activity. The coding region runs from base 369 to 3491 and encodes 1040 amino acids. The transcript has 4 exons. Gene Ontology annotation, biological process: protein processing. Gene Ontology annotation, cellular component: plasma membrane.